GGACAUCUCACCUUCCAGGACUGCUUUGUCACCUCUGGUGUGUGGAAUGUCACAGAGCUCGUCCGUGUGUCACAGACACCUGUUGCAACAGCAUCUGGCCCUAACUUCUCAUUGGCGGAUCUGGAGAGCCCAAGCUAUUACAAUAUAAACCAGGUGACACUUGGUCGGCGGUCCUUAACGUCUCCUCCAUCCAGCAGCACGACAAAGCGCCCUAAGUCUUUGGACGACAGUGAGUUAGAGAGCCCAGUGGAUGACGUCUUCUACCCGGGUACAGGCCGGUCACCUGCAGCUGGGGGCAGCCAGGCCAGCGUGUGGCCAAAUGAUGUGGACACGGGACCCGGGUCUCUUAAGAAGUCAGGCAAGCUAGAGUAUUGCCAGACCAGUUCUUCUCGCAUGGCAUUCACCCAUCAUCCCCUCCCUGUGUUGGCUGGAGUGAGACCAGGGAGCCCAAGAGCAUCUGCAUCUACUAUACACUUUCCUUCAACGUCCAUUAUUCAGCAGUCCAGCCCUUACUUCACUCACCCAACAAUACGCUACCAUCAUCACCAUCACAGCCAGGACUCCCUAAAAGAGUUUGUUCAGUUUGUCUGCUCAGACACCUCUGGACAGGGAGCAGGGCAGCCCAGCAGCGGGGCCCAGGGGAAAAUGUCGGGUUCCUUUUUGCUGCCACCCCCCGCACCCGUGGCCAGGCCUGUCCCCCUUCCCCUGCCAGACACAAAACCUGUCACCAGCAACAUUGUCCCAGAAGGAGGACUGGCAACACCAGCAUCACCCUGUAAGUGA
Molecule: messenger RNA, 783 nt
Organism: Staurois parvus
Lineage: Eukaryota; Metazoa; Chordata; Amphibia; Anura; Ranidae
Source: the annotation of a GenBank genome assembly